UAUUGUUGACGAAAAAUGCUUGGCGCCAAGGCGCCCUAAAAUUGCUGUAGACAUUGUUUUAUUUUGAUAUACAUUAAUAUAAACACAAAAUGCCUGCAUUUUUAAAGUACAUUGAUAUGGAAAACUUCAAGUCCUAUCGGGGGCAUCACCGCAUAGGGCCUCUGAAGUCUUUCACCGCCGUCGUGGGUCCGAAUGGAUCAGGUAAAUCAAACUUUAUGGAUGCCGUAAGUUUUGUAAUGGGUGAAAAAACUUCUCUUCUUCGUGUAAAGCGGCUCAGUGAUUUAAUUCAUGGUGCCUCAAUUAACAAACCUGUCUCCAGAAGCGCAUCUGUGACAGCAACAUUUAUAUUAGAGGAUAUGACAGAGAAGCACUUUCAAAGAUCUGUUAUAGGACAAUCGUCUGACCAUAAGAUUGAUGGACAGUCAGUGGCAGUAAGCCAAUACUUGUCAGAGCUGGAAAAGCUCGGCAUCAAUGUGAAAGCGAAGAACUUCCUUGUAUUCCAAGGGGCUGUGGAAAGUAUUGCUAUGAAAAACCCCAAAGAGAGAACUGCACUUUUUGAGGAGAUAAGUGGGUCUGGAGUUUUAAAAGAGCAAUAUGAAGCAUGCCGUGCUGAAGUGAAUCGUGCUGAUGAGGAAGCUCAGUUUUCUUAUCAAAAGAAGAAGGGUGUAGCAGCAGAACGGAAGGAAGCCAAGUUUGAAAAGGAGGAAGCUGAGAAAUACACAAGAUUGAAGGAAGAGUUGCAACAACAAAAAGUCGAACUUCAAUUAUUUCAUCUGUAUCACAAUGAGAAAGACAUCCAAGCGGCUGAGGAAGAGUUGCAACAUAAGCAGACGGAGCUGACCAAGGUGGAGAAGAAACGGCAGAAGGCGGAGGAUGCUCUAAAGGAGAAGAAAAAAGAAUCUGGAACUGUGCAACGGGAGCUUGCUAAGAUUGAACAAGACAUACGAGAAGUGGAAGCGGAGGUCUCCAAGAAGCGUCCGACCUUCAUCAAGGCGAAGGAGCGCGUGACGCACACGCAGAAGAAGCUGGAGAGCGCCGUCAAGACGCUGGAGCAGGCCCGGAAGGCGCACGAGGCGCACCAGGCGGACAUCAGUAAGCUGGAGGAGGAGCUGCGGCAGGUGGAGGAGCAGAAGGCGACUUGGGAGGCAUCCAUUCUCGGUACCAGCGCCUCGCGAGCAGACGUGCAUCUCGAGGAAGCGCAGAUUCGAGAAUACGAGGAGCUGAAGAUGGAGGCGUCCCGCCAGGCGGCGCGCUACCUGCAGGAGCUGGACUCCGUCAACCGAGAGCAGAAAGCGGACCAGGACCGGCUGGACAACGAGAUGCGGCGCAAGGGGGAGGUCGAGAACAAGCAUCGACAGAAGGGGCACGAGCGCAACGAGGCCACGAAGCGCGUGGAGAAGCUGAACGAGCACAUCAAGAGCUCGGAGCAGGCGCUGGAGGAGCAGCGGCGCCUGCGGGCCGAGCUGCAGGCCGACGUGGGCUCGUGCCGCGGGCGCGCCGCGGCGCUGCAGGCGGCGCUGGAGGACGUGGCGGCGCAGCUGGGCGACGCGCGCGUGGACAAGCACGAGGAGGCGCGCCGCCGCAAGAAGCAGGAGAUCGUCGAGAGCUUCAAGCGCGAGAUCCCCGGCGUGUACGACCGCAUGAUCAACAUGUGCCAGCCCACGCACAAGCGCUACAACGUGGCCAUCACCAAGGUGCUCGGCAAGUACAUGGAGGCCAUCGUCGUCGACACCGAGAAGACGGCGCGCCGCUGCAUCCAGGUGCUCAAGGAGCGCAUGCUGGAGCCCGAGACCUUCCUGCCGCUCGACUACAUCCAGGCGAAGCCGCUGCGCGAGCGGUUGAGAGACAUCAAAGAACCCAAGAACGUGAAGCUGCUGUUCGACGUGCUGCGUUUCGAGCCGGCCGCCAUACACCGCGCGGUGCUGUUCGUCACCAACAACGCGCUGGUCUGCGAGACCCCCGAGGACGCCUCGCGAGUGGCCUACGACCUCGAUCGCACCAAAAACAGCAGAUACGACGCCCUCGCUCUGGACGGCACGUUCUACCAGAAGUCCGGCAUCAUCUCCGGCGGCUCGCUGGACCUCGCACGUAAAGCCAAGCGUUGGGACGAGAAGCACCUCUCACAGCUGAAAGCCAAGAAGGAGAAGCUGACGGAGGAGCUACGCGAGUCCAUGAAGAAGUCCCGCAAGGAGUCCGAGCUGACGACGGUGGACUCGCAGAUACGCGGCCUGGAGUCCCGCCUCAAGUACGCGCUCACCGACCGCGACGCCACGCUAAAACAAAUAAGCACUCUCGACGCGGAGCUCGCGGAGCUGGAGCGCAAGAUUGAGAUGUUUGGGCCUCAAGUCGAGGAGAUCGAGCGCACGAUCUGCGCGCGCGACGCCAAGAUACAGGAGAUCAAGGAGAACAUGAACAACGUCGAGGACGUCGUCUUCAGAGGGUUCUGCCGGGACAUCGGCGUCGCCAACAUACGGCAGUACGAGGAGCGCGAGCUGCGCGCGCAGCAGGAACGCGCCAAGCGCCGCAUGGAGUUCGAGGCGCAGAUAGACCGCAUCGCUUCCAACCUGGAGUUCGAGCGCUCGCGGGACACGCAGAAGAACGUGACGCGGUGGGAGCGCACGGCGCAGGACGGCGAGGACGAGCUGGAGGCCAGUCGUCAGGCCGAGGCCAAGCAGCGCCAGGACAUCGACCGCGAGCUGCGCCGCGCCGACGCGCUCAAGGCCGACCGCACCGCCGCGCGCGCGCAGCAGGAGCGCGCCGACGACGCCGUCAGCGCCGCCCGCAAGGAGGUGGCCAGCAUCCAGAAGGACAUCGCCAGCGUGCAGAAGCAGAUCGCGAGCAUCGAGGCGCGCAUCGAGAGUCGCCGCAGCGAGCGACACAACAUCCUGCGCCAGUGCAAGAUCGACGACAUAAUGAUUCCACUGCUGGAGGGCAGCCUGGAUGACACGGCGGAGGGCGAGUCGGAGCAGUCGAGCGCCUCCAGCGCACAGUUGCACCUCCGAGACUCCAGGCUGCGCGUGGACUACCGCUCGCUGGGCGAGGCGCUGCGAGAGCUGGAGGAGCCGGACGAGAUCAAGCGGAAGGCAGACAAGCUGCAGAAGAGCAUCAACUCGCUGCAGAAUACCGUCGACAAGAUACAGGCGCCCAAUAUGAGGGCAAUGCAAAAAUUGAAUGAGGUGCGGGAGAAGGUGAACGCAACGAACGAAGCCUUCGUCGCGGCGAGGAAGCGCGCGCACAAAGCUAAGCUGGCAUUCGAAAAGGUGAAAAAAGAACGUCACGACAAGUUUAUGAUGUGCUUCGAGCACGUCGCUAAUGAAAUCGACGCCAUUUACAAGGCGCUGGCCAUGAACCAGUCCGCGCAGGCGUUCCUGGGCCCCGAGAACCCCGAGGAGCCGUACCUGGACGGCGUCAACUACAACUGCGUGGCGCCCGGCAAGCGCUUCCAGCCCAUGUCCAACCUCUCUGGAGGGGAGAAGACCGUGGCCGCGCUCGCGCUGCUCUUCGCGAUCCACAGCUUCCAACCGGCGCCGUUCUUCCUGUUGGACGAGAUUGACGCGGCGCUGGACAACACGAACAUCGGCAAGGUCGCGUCUUUCAUCCGCUCCAAGAAAGGCUCGCUGCAGACAAUCGUCAUCUCGCUCAAGGAGGAGUUCUACGGCUGCGCAGACGCACUUGUAGGCAUUUGCUCGGAGCCGGCCGACUGCCUCGUCAGUGACGUCAUCACACUCAGUCUUGAAAGUUAUAAUGACUAGAUUUAAUUUGCUGUUAUUCCAUAGUUAUAAGUUAUUGUAUUAUGACAUUACUCGGCCAAUAUCUCUUUAUGUAUAUGAUUAAUUAAAAAUAAUAAAAUUCAAC
This is a messenger RNA of Vanessa atalanta (red admiral), 3855 nucleotides long. It is a transcript of the gene SMC1, whose product is annotated as structural maintenance of chromosomes protein 1A. Gene Ontology annotation, cellular component: nucleus; chromosome; cohesin complex. The transcript has 25 exons. The coding region runs from base 90 to 3752 and encodes 1220 amino acids. Gene Ontology annotation, biological process: sister chromatid cohesion. Lineage: Eukaryota; Metazoa; Arthropoda; Insecta; Lepidoptera; Nymphalidae. Gene Ontology annotation, molecular function: protein binding; DNA binding; ATP binding. The record is from RefSeq and is a predicted model, not a curated record.